CUGUUUCACCUUCCUCCUGCCCUCUCCCUUCUUCUGUGCCCUGUGAGCUCUGGGCCAUCCCCUGGCCUGUCACUGCUUUGAUCUUUGUAGCCUUGCCAGGAGGCUCUUUAAUUGUUGGUUUCUAUGUUAACAGCCACUGUUCAGCUGCCACCCUCAGUGCUAUGGAAACCUUUUUUAAGAGGCACUUCCAGAGGAAGGGGCUCUCGGGGUCACGGCAUGCCAGCGUGGUGGCAGUGCCCACAGGUAAAGCCAGGCGACGCUCCCAAGUGGGCCUGCCCUCUGCCUCACUGGCCCAGCGCCGAGGCAGGUCCGGUACGGCCCUCUCCUGCCUGGGCCGGCCCCAGCAGCCCAGCUCCCACUCCCGGCGCCGCUCCAGCACCACACCGCCAUGCCUCAGCCCCCGCUUUGCUGUGCAGAAGAAGCGCAGGGGUCAGGUGCGAUCCAUCGAUACCCACUUGAUGGGCCCUUCCAUGCUCCUGGCCAGCCUUAUCCAAAUGAGAGAGGAGGGGAAAGGGGUGCCCUGUGCCGACAGCUCCGGAUCCGAGUCCCUGGAGGACAGUGGCAGCAGGGAGGAAAGUGUGGCCGCUGGGGGAACGGAGCCGGGCAGGCAUGGGUGGCGGGCUGAGGAGACCUGGCUCUCCAUGCUCCCUGUGCUGCGGCCGCUCCACGUCAGGCCACUGCUGAGGGGCCCCCGCUGCCUGCGUCGCAGAUCCUCCCAUCGCCUGCCCACUGAGUUCGUGUAUGGCAGGGCUGCCUAUGGCCUGCAAGGGCGCUACCGCCGCCUCAGCCAGCACCGGCGUUCGAGUGAUGCCAUGGGGCCUGGGGCGCUGCUCUCCCCGGGCCAAGCGUGGCUGCUCCCCAGGAGGUGGAUGGGUGCAGCCAGAGCCAGGCACCCUGCUGCUGCCCUCUCCGAGUGCCUGGGAUCGGAGUCUGCCUGCCCUGCCGCCCCCGACAGCUGGAGCCCCAGGCUGCUGUAUGUAUGGCGAAAAGCUAUUGCCAAGUCCAGCCUCCAGCACAUGGUAGCCCAGCCAAACCCUGCACCAUCCCUGAGGAGCGAUUUGGAAAGGCAGAUACGCAGCACUGUGGACUGGAGUGAGACUGCAGUCUAUGGGGAGCACAUCUGGUUUGAGACCAAUGCCUCUGGGGAUUUCUGCUAUGUUGGGGAGCAGAACUGUAUGGCGAAGCUGCUGCAAAAACCACUCACCAGGCGUAAGUGUGCAGCCUGCAAGAUUAUAGUGCAUACUCCCUGCAUAGAACAGCUAGAGAAAAUAAAUUUCCGCUGCAAACCUUCCUUCAGGGAGUCAGGAUCCCGGAAUGUACGGGAGCCCAUAGUUGUCCGACAUCACUGGGUGCACCGGAGACGGCAGGAAGGGAAAUGCCGGCAGUGUGGCAAGGGUUUCCAGCAGAAGUUUGCCUUCCACAGUAAAGAGAUUGUAGCCAUCAGCUGUUCCUGGUGCAAGCAAGCGUAUCACAGCAAAGUGUCAUGUUUCAUGCUGCAACACAUCGAAGAGCCCUGCUCACUAGGGGCUCAUGCUGCUGUCGUCGUUCCUCCCACCUGGAUUCUGCGGGUCCGACGGCCCCAGAAUCCAUUGAAGUCUAGUAAGAAGAAGAAGAGGGCAUCAUUCAAGCGGAAAUCAAGCAAAAAGGGGGCUGAGGAAGGGAGGUGGAAACCCUUUGUCAUCAAGCCUGUGCCAGCUCCUCUCAUGAAGCCCUUGCUGGUGUUUGUGAACCCCAAGAGUGGUGGUAAUCAGGGAGCCAAGAUCAUCCAAUCCUUCAUGUGGUAUCUCAACCCACGGCAAGUUUUCGACCUCAGUCAGGGUGGACCUAAGGAGGCGCUGGAGCUGUACCGGAAGGUCCACAACCUACGGAUUCUGGCGUGUGGGGGAGAUGGCACGGUGGGCUGGAUACUCUCCAUUCUUGACCAGUUACGCCUCAACCCACCUCCUCCUGUGGCCAUCCUACCUUUGGGGACAGGGAAUGACUUGGCCAGGACGCUGAACUGGGGUGGGGGUUACACAGAUGAGCCUCUGUCCAAGAUCCUGUCACAUGUGGAAGAUGGGAACAUUGUGCAGCUCGAUCGCUGGAAUCUCCAUGUGGAACCAAACCCUGAUGCAAACCCUGAGGAGAAGGACGAGGCGGCCACAGACAAGCUUCCCUUGGAUGUUUUUAAUAACUACUUCAGCCUUGGCUUUGACGCACGGGUGACACUGGAGUUUCACGAAUCCCGAGAGGCAAAUCCAGAGAAAUUCAACAGCCGGUUUCGGAAUAAAAUGUUCUAUGCUGGGACGGCUUUCUCUGACUUCCUCACGGGGAGCUCCAAAGAUUUAGCGAAGCAUGUCAAGUUGGUCUGUGAUGGGACAGACCUGACCUCCAAGAUCCAGGACCUGAAGCCCCAAUGCCUGGUCUUCCUCAACAUUCCCAGAUACUGUGCAGGCACCAUGCCCUGGGGCAACCCUGGGGAGCACCACGACUUCGAGCCACAGCGCCAUGAUGAUGGCUGCAUUGAAGUCAUUGGCUUCACCAUGACGUCCCUGGCUGCCUUGCAGGUGGGUGGCCACGGGGAGCGGCUGUGCCAGUGCCGGCAGGUGGUUCUCACCACAUCCAAGGCCAUCCCCAUGCAGGUAGAUGGGGAGCCCUGCAAGCUGGCAGCUUCCUGCAUCCACAUUUCCCUGCGCAACCAGGCCAACAUGGUGCAGAAGACCAAGCGGCGCAACUCCAUGCCUCUGCUCAAUGACCAGCAGCCAGUGCCCGAGCGGUUGCGAAUCCGUGUGAGCCGAAUCAGCAUGCGCGACUAUGAGGCACUGCACUAUGAUAAGGAAAAGCUCAAGGAAGCCUCCGUGCCACUGGGGAUCAUUGUGGUUCCAGGAGACAGUGACCUGGAGUUGUGUCGGACCCAAAUUGAGAGGCUGCAGGAGGAUUUCCCUCCACAGCCCUCUGCUUUACAGCGCCUGCACUUUCAGGAAGGGGAUGGAGCCAAACCGAAGACUCUGUCAUCCCAAAAGCUGUCCCCCAAGUGGUGCUUCCUGGACUCAACCACAGCUGAUCGUUUUUAUAGGAUAGACCGUGCACAGGAGCACCUCAACUAUGUGACAGAGAUCUCUCAGGAUGAGCUCUAUGUGCUGGAUCCAGAGCUGGUUAUCACCCAGACUGUGGGCACCUCUCCUGCCAUGCCUGACCUCGUUGACUCAUCUUCUGCUCCCACUGGGCACCAUUUUGCAUUCCCUUCCUCUUCCUCCUCUCCACCCUCUUCUCCUGCCCCCAGCACUGAGGCUGGGCUCUGCCUCCCUCAUAAAGAUGACCUUCUGAUAGAAGCUGCCAAGAGUGGCAACUUCAGCCAGUUCCAGGAGCUGCACCGGGCUGGAAGAGACCUGAUGGUGCGAGAUUCCUCAGGCCAGACCGUCCUCCAUCAUGCCGUCAAAUCAGGGAGCAAGGAUAUUGUCAAAUACAUCAUUGAGAAUGCCCCUUCAGAUAUCCUGGAUGCCACAGAAGAAGAGAAUGGCGAAACCAGUUUACACCAGGCUGCAGCCUUACGCCAGCGCACCAUCUGCCACUACAUUGUGGAGGCCGGGGCUUCACUCAUGAAGACGGACCUGCAGGGAGACACUCCCAAGCACAGGGCUGAGAAGGCCAACGACCCCGACUUGGCUGCCUACCUCGAGAACCGACAGCACUACCAGAUGAUCCAGCGGGAGGACCAGGAGACAGCUGUGUAGUGCUCAGUGUGCCUUAGCCCAAGCCAGCUCGGGCAGGACAAGAAGAGGACGGCAACUGGCAGAGCUGUGAGUCUGGCCCAGCCCUCCCUAGAUCUUGGCCUGGUCCCGGAAGAGAUGGAGACAGCAGAGCUCUGCCCCAGGCUGCUCUGGGACUCUAUUUAUUAGGACAGUGGGAAUUUGGGAUUUGAAGCCUGGCUCUUUGUGUGUUCCUGUUUCGUUCUUCCUCCACCAUGUUCCCUGCUGUGGCCUGUUGCAGCAGGCAGGGAUGAAGCCGUCUGUCUCCCUUGCACAUGGGAGUGAUACCAGUGUCCCCAUAGGCUCUUGCCUGUGAUCUUUGUGGGAUAUUGUUGCUAGGCCCACAUCUGGUUCCUCCUGUCCUUCCCAGCACAGCCACAGGAGGCACAGGCUGUGCUGGGCAGGCUGCAGGAUGGUCUGCGUGGGGGCUGUGGGCCUGAGACUUGGCCCAAAGGAAGCACCACGAUUCUCACUCUUCUUCCCUCGUGUUGGUCUGGGACUGCCCUGGAUCUCUGUAUUGCCCUACUGGGGCCCUUUUGUCACAGGAGGAAAGUCCCUGACAUGUUUGAGGACAUGCACCCAACCUUUCCUCAGAGCAGCUGGGGCUGAGCACUGGGGAUGCCCUGUUUUCAGCCACUGCCUUUCUGGUUGCUUUUAGUGUUGUUUUGAGUGCUUUGCCAGUCCACAGUCUGGCAUAGGAUAGGUAUGGCACAGAGAAAGGCUAUUGAGCCCUCCUGACUCUCCGUCCCUCAGAGGUCUGUGUAGGGGCAGCCUGUGCACAUGACUGUCUGCUGAGCCUCUCUUUGUGACUCUGCUGUACCAUAGCUGUGGUGGAGAGCUGCGCUUGGCCUCGGCAGUGGUUGGUGAUGGAGGUUCUUACAUUUCCCUAAUGCUCUAGUUAGCUGACUUGGAUACAGCUGCCCUUUCAGCUUUAGCUCCCGCACAACAUUAGAAGUGACACUCGACUGGAGAGGCAGCACCAGGGUCAGUGCUGCUCUCAGGGGUUCCCCCCAAACCUACCGCACCCUGUGAACUUGCGUCCUCUGAGUCUGAAUUCUGCCAUCCUCCUCAAAACUGGACAUAGGGCUUUGCAGGAAAAGCUGUGGGAGCUCACCCAGACACAGGAUUUCUGGGCGGGCAGCCAACUUGACCUCUCCAGUUUUAGCAGAAAGAAGGAUUUGGAUGUCUAGAAAGAAAACAUCAGGGAUCUCAGAGAUUUCACGUGUGCAAUGGGAUGGCAUUUCAUGUACCACCUGCCACAGGGCACAAGGGCACGAUGGCCCACCUCCCCUGCAGAUACAAUGCGUGCUGCAGUAGGACACCAGACCUGGAGCAAGCUUUUGCAGCACCAACAGUCUCUGAGAUCAAGAAGUGCCAGCACAUGAGGUGAGCAAACAGCCCUGGGGGUUGUGUACCUGCUUGGCGUGUUCAAGUGAGAGGCAGUUGUGAAACUGGUCUAGGUUGCUGCUUGCAGGGUACCAUGAGAGGAUGUCAGGGCAUCGCUGUCCCAUGGGGGUCUGUGUGGACCCCACCAUCAUCCUGAGCUCAGCCAAUGUGUGAGUCUUCACAGCAAGCUGUGGCUGCUGUGUAGUGUUAGGUGACACCUUUCAAAUCUUUCGUAAUGCCAAUACCAAAAAAGUAUCACAAUACCACUGAGAACCACAAUACCGUUCAGGCUUUUGGUCAAGGGGCAGGGAGUUAUUCUAGAGGACCAGGGGAGUUGUGGCAGGGAAUAGAGGCACACUUGGGGCCAGGGCAGUGCAGAGCGGAGCACGAAGGCUGCUAUCAGGGAUCCAGCAGUAGUAUCGGCAAUUAAUAAUGUUAGUAUCCCAAUGCAUUUAGAGCUGCAAUACUACAGCAGCAUCAGAAUUAGCCAGCAGUGCUGCUCACUAGCACACUAGCAACAGAAAGACAAGGUACAAUUGUCUUCUCGAAGGUGCAAAGUGCUGCCCCCCAGCCGGGACAUCCAACCUGGCCUGGAAGAGUUUACAGCUCCAGCUUGCCACCCUCCAUCCGCCUUUCUCCCUAGUUUUAUAUGUUCCCUUAGUUUUUGUACAGGUAGUUCAGACACACACUGUCCCCCUCCCUGCCUGGCCCCUUUGUGUGCACGCGUGAGCUGAGUUGCUGUGCAAUUCCAAGCCUGGCUUGUUUUUAGGCAAUGGCGGAGGGGGUGUUUCGUAGCUCUGCCCAUGGAGGGCAGAGGUUCUGUGCAAUACCUGGUUCUGUGUUCCCUAGAUGCUGUCGUAGGACUGUAUUUUUGUAAGGGUGCAAGCUCUACCAGGCCGACGGCCUGGCAUGAGCCUGUAUUCCCAUUGCUUUUCAACUUUGACUGUUUGGAUGUUGUUGUUUCUUGCAAUUGAAAUAAAAAGAUGGAUGUUUUC
Dromaius novaehollandiae (emu) is the source of this 6109-nucleotide messenger RNA. It is a transcript of the gene DGKZ, whose product is annotated as diacylglycerol kinase zeta. Gene Ontology annotation, biological process: regulation of synaptic transmission, glutamatergic; intracellular signal transduction; lipid phosphorylation. Bases 162 to 3713 code for a protein of 1183 amino acids. Lineage: Eukaryota; Metazoa; Chordata; Aves; Casuariiformes; Dromaiidae. Gene Ontology annotation, molecular function: protein binding; ATP-dependent diacylglycerol kinase activity. The transcript is spliced from 32 exons. Gene Ontology annotation, cellular component: nucleus. The record is from RefSeq and is a predicted model, not a curated record.